This is a messenger RNA of Homo sapiens (human), 1426 nucleotides long. It is a transcript of the gene ACY3, whose product is annotated as aminoacylase 3. Lineage: Eukaryota; Metazoa; Chordata; Mammalia; Primates; Hominidae. Gene Ontology annotation, cellular component: membrane; cytoplasm; apical plasma membrane. The record is from RefSeq and is a predicted model, not a curated record. Bases 277 to 1257 code for a protein of 326 amino acids. Gene Ontology annotation, molecular function: hydrolase activity, acting on carbon-nitrogen (but not peptide) bonds, in linear amides; aminoacylase activity; hydrolase activity, acting on ester bonds. The transcript is spliced from 9 exons.
ACUUUCUUCCCUGAAGGAGCAGCACAGAACAAAAGCUCCAGGCAGCUGCUUCCGCUGUUUCGGGGGUAGGGCGGAGUGACAGCCCCACGGGCCACGCAGCAAGCAGAAGAUCCCCGGGAGUCACCCUCAACCCUCUGGGGCCACGUGGCUUGCCACAAAACUUCCCAUCUGUGGAUCUCCAGGCCCAUGAAUACCAGCCUGUCUGCGAGUUAGACGCCAGUCCUGGUGGCCCGGGAAGCCCAGAUCCGCAUCAGCGGUUCUGCACCCCACACCAGCAUGUGCUCACUGCCUGUGCCCCGGGAGCCCCUGCGUCGCGUGGCUGUGACUGGGGGCACGCAUGGCAACGAGAUGUCGGGCGUCUACCUGGCCCGGCACUGGCUGCAUGCCCCCGCAGAGCUGCAGAGAGCCAGCUUCUCCGCUGUGCCUGUGCUGGCCAACCCGGCAGCCACAUCCGGCUGCCGCCGCUACGUGGACCAUGACCUCAACCGCACCUUCACCAGCAGCUUCCUCAAGCCAGGCUCUGGCCAGCUCAGUUCCAGGCCCACCCCGGACGACCCAUAUGAGGUGACAAGAGCCCGAGAGCUGAACCAGCUGCUGGGGCCCAAGGCCUCGGGCCAGGCCUUUGACUUUGUCCUUGACCUGCACAACACCACGGCCAACAUGGGCACCUGCUUAAUCGCGAAGUCCUCCCACGAAGUCUUUGCCAUGCACCUGUGCCGCCAUCUGCAGCUGCAGUACCCCGAGCUGUCCUGCCAGGUCUUCCUGUACCAGCGGUCUGGGGAGGAGAGCUACAACCUGGACUCUGUGGCCAAAAAUGGACUGGGUCUGGAGCUGGGCCCCCAGCCACAGGGUGUGCUGCGGGCUGACAUUUUCUCAAGGAUGAGGACCCUGGUGGCCACAGUUCUGGACUUCAUCGAACUCUUCAACCAGGGUACGGCCUUUCCUGCCUUUGAGAUGGAAGCCUAUAGACCCGUGGGCGUCGUGGACUUCCCCCGCACCGAGGCCGGGCACCUGGCAGGCACUGUGCAUCCUCAGCUGCAGGACCGAGACUUCCAGCCACUGCAGCCUGGUGCUCCCAUCUUCCAGAUGUUCAGUGGGGAGGACCUGCUCUAUGAGGGAGAGUCCACGGUGUACCCCGUGUUCAUUAACGAGGCUGCCUACUAUGAGAAGGGCGUUGCCUUUGUCCAGACUGAGAAGUUCACAUUCACCGUGCCUGCCAUGCCCGCGCUGACCCCUGCCCCGAGCCCAGCUUCCUAACCCAAGACACACCUCCCCAACCUCAGUCUUCCCAUCUGAACGAUGGGUCCUGAGGCACAGCUCUGAGCACAGAGGUCCCUUCUGCCACCUACCAUGCACCAUGUUCCUUGCCAGGCCUCCCCAACCCCUGGCCUCAAUUUCCCUUUCUAUAAAAUGGAAGAUGUCCAGA